AUGGCUAUGGUGUGUCUUUCAGACUUUGAAGAUUAUGCUAAAAAGUAUCUACCCAAGAUUGCUUGGGAUUUUUUUUCAGCUGGAGCAGAUGACUGUAUCACUCGAGAUGAAAACAUCCUGGCAUAUAAAAGAUUUCGUCUCCGGCCACGUAUACUGCGGGAUGUAUCAGUGAUGGACAUUAGGACUAAGCUCCUAGGGACUGAAAUCAGCUUCCCUGUAGGAAUUGCCCCUACUGGCUUCCACCAGCUAGCAUGGCCUGACGGAGAGAAAAGCACAGCCAGAGCCGCCAAGGCGAUGAAGACCUGUUACAUUGCCAGCACAUACUCCACCUGCACGCUGGAGGACAUCUCUGCGGCCGCCCCCGGCAGCCUCCAGUGGUUCCAGCUCUACAUCCACCGCAACAGGGUGGUUUCCCAGCAACUGGUCCAACGGGCGGAGGCCUUGGGCUUCCAGGGCCUCGUCCUAACCGCGGAUCUGCCCUACACGGGCAAAAGACGCGAUGAUGUCCGCAAUGGUUUCCACCUACCACCCCACAUGAAACUGAAGAACUUGGAAGAAGCCUUUGAGGGAGAUGACCGUUCCGAGUACGGACUACCACCCAACAGCUUGGAUCCUUCGGUCACCUGGAACGAUAUCUACUGGCUGCGGAGCCUGACCCACCUGCCCAUCAUCAUCAAAGGCAUACUGACGAAAGAAGAUGCGGAGCUGGCAGUAAGACACGGGGUUCAGGGAAUUAUUGUGUCCAAUCACGGUGGAAGGCAACUGGAUGGAGUGCCUGCCACUAUCGAUGCACUGGUUGAGGUUGUGGAGGCAGUACAAGGCAGAGUCGAAGUUUAUUUAGAUGGCGGUAUACGGAAAGGAAGUGACGUAUUAAAAGCCCUGGCACUGGGAGCAAAAUGCGUCUUCAUCGGAAGACCAGCUUUGUGGGGUCUGGCUUACAAGGGCGAAGAAGGUCUUCGAGGCGUCUUGAGAAUUCUGCAGGAUGAGUUUCGCCUGUCGAUGGCGUUAGCUGGCUGUGCCAGCGUCUCGGAGAUUGGCCGACACCUAGUUCAGUUCUCAAAGCUGUGAACAGCCUCCUGCAAUGCCCACCGGA
Messenger RNA from Eurypyga helias (sunbittern), 1093 nucleotides. RefSeq names its product hydroxyacid oxidase 2 (long chain) (gene HAO2). The coding region runs from base 1 to 1068 and encodes 355 amino acids. Gene Ontology annotation, molecular function: oxidoreductase activity; FMN binding. The record is from RefSeq and is a predicted model, not a curated record. The transcript is spliced from 7 exons. NCBI's taxonomy places the organism in Eukaryota, Metazoa, Chordata, Aves, Eurypygiformes, Eurypygidae.